This is a messenger RNA of Cydia fagiglandana, 1123 nucleotides long. It is a transcript of the gene Nacalpha, whose product is annotated as nascent polypeptide-associated complex subunit alpha. Bases 184 to 822 code for a protein of 212 amino acids. The transcript is spliced from 6 exons. The record is from RefSeq and is a predicted model, not a curated record. NCBI's taxonomy places the organism in Eukaryota, Metazoa, Arthropoda, Insecta, Lepidoptera, Tortricidae. Gene Ontology annotation, biological process: protein targeting to membrane. Gene Ontology annotation, cellular component: cytoplasm; nascent polypeptide-associated complex.
UUAAUUCAGGUUAGAACAAGACAACGACCUUUCUAUUUGCUUCUAUUUUAAACGCUAUCUCGUUCUGUCACACACUCUUGUGCCUCUUGUCAUUUGUCACGACGGGUAGAUAUCGCCUGUGAAACGAAAAUUUCCUUGUAGAAAGGAAUUACCGAGGCAAAGAUAACCGCCAAACAGAACACAAUGCCGGAACUCACCGAGUUGGACAAGGCCACCGCCUCCAUGACUGAGAAGAGGAAGGAGGAGACCGCUUCAUCAGACUCCGAUUCUGAUGACACCAUCCCAGAGCUGGAGGAUGCUGGAGCGCCCGGCACCGGUGGUAUCUCAAACCCGAUCGCUGGCAUCGACAUCAUCUCCAAGGCCAAGCAGUCCCGCGGAGAGAAGAAGGCCCGCAAAAUCAUGAGCAAACUUGGUCUUAAGCCUGUAUCCGGAGUAAACAGGGUGACCAUCCGCAAAUCCAAGAACAUCCUCUUCGUGAUCAACUCCCCGGACGUGUACAAGAACCCCCACUCGGACACUUACAUCGUGUUCGGAGAGGCCAAGAUUGAGGAUCUGAGCCAGCAGGCCACCAUGGCUGCCGCGGAGAGAUUCAAGGCACCAGAGAGCGCUGCUGCUGGCAAUGACAGCGCUAGCGCGGGCACGACAGUAGCACCGAUAGCCGAGGAAGAAGACGAGGAAGGCAUUGACGAGUCCGGAGUGGACGAGAAGGACGUAGAGAUAGUGAUGUCUCAGGCCAACGUCAGUCGGGCCAGAGCGGUGCGGGCGCUGCGGAACAACCAAUCUGACAUCGUGAACGCCAUCAUGGUGAGUUUAAUAAUAUAACCACAUUUAGCAGACUGAUUAAACGUAGUAUCAGUCGCCGAGGGAGACGAGGACGGAGAGAUAGUGAUGUCUCAGGCCAACGUCAGUCGGGCCAGAGCGGUGCGGGCGCUGCGGAACAACCAAUCUGACAUCGUGAACGCCAUCAUGGAGCUGACAAUGUAGAGUCACAAUAUAAUUAAACUCUAGCUGUAAGUCCGGUCGGCGGCGGUCCAGCCGCAUUGUUAUGAAAUCCAAAGCGACGGUAUUGAUACACGGGAUUGUAUAUAGGCUAUUUACUGAAAUAAACUAACAUUACAUCUAA